Myripristis murdjan (pinecone soldierfish) is the source of this 5477-nucleotide messenger RNA. RefSeq names its product ubiquitin interaction motif containing 1 (gene uimc1). Gene Ontology annotation, molecular function: histone binding; K63-linked polyubiquitin modification-dependent protein binding. The transcript is spliced from 23 exons. The record is from RefSeq and is a predicted model, not a curated record. Lineage: Eukaryota; Metazoa; Chordata; Actinopteri; Holocentriformes; Holocentridae. Gene Ontology annotation, cellular component: BRCA1-A complex. Bases 282 to 3638 code for a protein of 1118 amino acids. Gene Ontology annotation, biological process: double-strand break repair; positive regulation of DNA repair.
AGCAAAUUAAACAUUGUUUGGCGAUAGUUUAACAAACCAACACAUCGCUACUCCGUGUUUCUGUCAGUUGGCUGUCUGUCCGUCAGAAAACAAAGUGCACACAGAGCUCUGUUUCUGUUUUUGUUUCGUCUGAAUACUUAAAAGUUGACUUGGAUGCUGCUGUGACGGUUGACGUUGACUCCAGACUAAACGGGUUCAUUGCGCUUUACUAACUCCGUUAGAAGAGCUAGUUGAUGUGAGGGCUGAACGGCAGACCAAUCCUUGGCAGAAACAUCAAAUAAAUGAGAGGAAGAAGAGGCCAGUCACCAGCUCCAGCUCAGUACAACUCACCAGUCACUCAGCCACAAGUCAAGAUGACUCCCAGGAAGCAAAUGACCAAGGAGGCCGAUGCCUCCUUGUCUGGAAAGCAGCAGAGCAAAGAGGAGAUGCAGGAGGAUGAAGUUGGAGAUGACACUGAAAACAAGGAAGAGCUCCCAUCAACCAGAGAAAAACGCAGGAGAGGGAGAGAAAAGAAAUCAGCUGUAAAAGAGAUGACGGAGGAGGAGAUGAUGGAUUUGGCCCUGCGUCUGAGCGAGCAGGAAGCCAGCGCCUCUGCGCUCAGACUGCAGCAAGAGCAGGAUGCCAUGAAGAAAGCCAUAGAAGAAAGUAUGGCCAACCAGACGCAGCCGUGCCCAGACUCCCAGAGUCAAAGCCUCCUCACCGACAUCGACACCUUGCCCACGCCCCUGUCCCGACGAAGGCUCCUCUAUCCAAACGCAAAGGGGGCAUCCUCUGGCCACCAGGGCACAUCGGAGGCCACCGGUGCUUUGGAGGCAGACCUGAGCCAAGACCUGAAGAAAAGAGGGGAUGAAAACAAUAAUCGGAGUAAAAAGCGGAAAAGGAAAGAUGGAAGUCCUUUGCUAGAGAUGCCAGACUUGUCACAGACCCAAAAAAUCUACUCUCAGACUUCUCCCUUCAGCUCUCAGUCUGUCUCAGUGCCUUUGGACACACAACAGGACUCUGACCUCACCCAGAUCGACCACUGCCAGCAACCUAAAUCUCCCGUCACAUUGUUGUUGCCUCCGCUGGCCUUGAAACCUGAGGUUUGUGUCACCAAGCUGAGCCAGGAGCUGCUGGACACCUGCAACACCUCAGGGUUUGUUUUAUGCUCUCAGGAGACUUCGACCUCGACUCAAAAGUGUCUGCCCUCUCAACCUAAGAGCCCAACAUUUCCAAAAAGCUCCACAUGCUCUAAGAAUCUUGAUUUGUCCAAAAGCACAACAUUCCUUAAAAGUCCUUUUUUCUCAGAGACUGACCAAGAAGAGGAUGGAGAGGUGGCGCACAGUCCAGAAUAUUCUAAAAGCCCAGUAUUUGGCAGGACUAAUGAAAAUCAGGGCUCCCCGCAAGCCUGCGAACCCAAAGUCCAAGUCUGCAAGCUGAGCCAGGAGCUGCAGACAACCUGUGAAAAGUCAGGGUUAAUUUUAUGCUCUCAGGAGAGUUUGGCCACCUCAGAGAAACCCCUGUCCUGUCAGCCUAAGAGCCCAGUAUUCCCAAGAAGCCCUGGUAUCUCCAAGAACCUCACUCUGUCCAGCAGCCAAACACCACAGCCCAAAAGUCCUGUCUUCUCAGAGAUGGACAAAGUUGACGAUGGAGAAACACAACAGAGUCAUGGCUCUUCUAUUAGCCCAGUAUUUGGCAAGGCAAGUCCAGUAUUUGGCAAAGCUAGCCAACAUCAAAUGGUCUGCCUCAGUCCACAGAGCACCGAGUACAGUGAGUGCAGCAGCAAAGGGAAUUCACCAGCCAAUUCAGGGCCAGACACCAGGAAUCGCCCUCAGUGCCUGAGAAAGGGAAGUGGGAUUGAUCAUGAUCAAGGUGACAAGAUUUGUCAUAUCACUGUGCCAUCCACAUCAGGCCACAAAGAGAAGUCGUAUGAAAUUUCCAAAGACUGUAGUGCAGCUGGGAUGGAGCUGACCAGUGACAUGACCUUACACUGGUCAGACGAGGAUGAAGAUGAAACGCAGUUAGUGGACUCGCCCAGCCCCGUCUUCCCAUCAGAGAAACCUCUUCAUCAGCCACACAACCACAGUGCCUCCCCAAGCCAAGCAGCUGCAGCCUUUGCUGGGACAUCCAGCCCUUCCCGCAGCCUGAGGCAGCAGAGAGGCAAACACACUUUGUUUGCACCCUCUUCCUCUGCCGCAUCGUCUUCUCAGCACCAGCAGCAGCUAGCACAAACCUCCACUGCUGAGCAAGGCUCCGGGCUACUGCAGAGUCAGGGGCUGGUCAGUGGGGGCCCCGUUUCCUCAGUGGGACCUGGAGGUCAGCCAACAGUGCACUACUACUGGGGUGUUCCCUUCUGUCCACGGGGCCUGGACCCAGAUGCAUACACACAGGUGAUCAUGGCUCAGAUGGAAGUGUAUGAGAAGAGUCUGAAACAUGCUCAGAGACGCCUGCUGAGGAAGGCUGAGUGGGGCGAGGCCAUCCUGCCCCAGGCUGAGAAGUCCCCCUCACCUGUGUCCCCGGCUGAAUCACCUCAGCUGCUUGUUCCUCGAAGGCACGGCCUCAGAUUAAGAGACAAAGGACCCAGUGAAGAGCUGUCUGCCCCUCCAGCUGAAGAAGAGGAGGAGGAGGAGAAGAAGGAGGGUGAGGAAGAUGAAGAAAAUGGAGAGAUAGAGAGGAAGAAUAAUGGGGAGGAGGAGCCAGGAGGAGGAGAGGUGGACAUGUCUGACUGUGAAGUUUGUCCAGAGACGCAACUGAGUGAAGAUGACGACAGCACACAGCUGAUUGUGGCCACCAACACUGGAGCAGAGCCUCAACCUAAAAGCCCAAUGCUUCCUGAGAUCGGCUCAGUCCUCCGACAGUGGCUUCCUGACAAGGAGCGGCAGCAGGAGGAGGAGGAGGAAGAGAUGGAAGUGGACACCACAGUGGACAGGAAGACAGAGAGCAACAUCCCUGUUAGCAGCACUAACGGAGGAGAGGAUGUGAGCAUGUUGGAGGAGUGGAGAGAUGCUGAGGCGGAGCAGAUCCAGGACAGAGCGCCACAGAAGUCAGUUUCUCCUGAAGUGGAAGCGACUGCUUCCUGUCAGAGUCCUGAACUGAGCGUGGACUGUCCCAUCUGUCAGGGGUCGUUUCCUGCAGCGGAGAUCGAGAUGCAUGCCGCAUACUGCGACGGGGAGGUGGAGGUGGUGGAGGAGCUGAUGCCCGAGACCGACCGCUUGCAAGCGUCGCUGCGGCCUCGCAGGCAGAGAAGCAGAAGAAGAGAGGCGACAGCUGAAGAGACAGCUGAGUCCUCCAACCUGGGCAGGUCCGCUCCAAAGAGAGAGAAGUGCUACGUCUGUCAGAAAGCCAUUCCCUUAAAAGACUACAGCCGACACACAGAGGACUGCAUCCAGCGCCAGCCCUCCAACACUGCACUGAAAGGAAAGCUGCUGUCAGCGCUGGAGAGAACAGAGAGCAGAGAUUCAGAGGCCGGUCCGUCUGGUUCCACCUUCAGCAGCAGACCAGGAGACGUGAUUGAUCUGCGGUUCCAGGAGGAAGAAGAGGAGUUCAGGAUUAGCAACUCGCCCAUCAGAGCCUUCACUCCCAUCUCAGAAGCCACAGACUGCCUUGUAGACUUUAAAAAACAGCACCGGGCCAGGAAGCCCAGCCAAAGACGCAGAUGAGAGACUCAAACAAUAAUAGUAUUAACUGAUAAUACUGGAAACAGGAGCCUUAACUGAUGACCUUGGAGUUAUUAGGUUGCACCUGACAUUUUGAUCAACAACAACAACAUAUUCAUAUAAAACAGCUUUACGUCGUAUGUUUCCCUUUUCUUUAUAGAAAUCCUGAAUAUCUCAGUAUCUCUAAACUCCUCAGACUGCAGAUGAAACCUUUUAACACCAAGCUCACCAACAGCAGCAACUCCUUUUUUCUACCACUGAGUAAUAUUUUUUCUAUUUUUGUUUUUUUGUUUUUUCGUACUUGUUUAAGUUGUUUAGGACUACCUCCUCACCUGCAGGAACAAGUUUGUCUUCUGUCACUGUUUGGUUGGUUGAAUGUAGGUUUGGCUCUGUGCCAAAUCCUGUGUUUGUCAAAUUAAUUUCUCUGGCAGGUGAAUCUCUAGUGACAACUGAUAUCAUUUUCAUAAUGAUCAGUAAUUACUAAUGGGAUCAUUAUUUUUUUUUCCACAUGGGAAAUCAUCUGUAAUAAACCUGCUGUAAGAUCUUCCAUACACACUAAAAAACACUGUUAGACCUGUACUGCAUUCCCUCUGCAAUGUGUUUCUUGUCACGGGCCAGCAGAUGUCACUCUAUCUCAAGUCACCAACUUGCUUGUCAAGUAUUUCUGAGUUUGGAUCCAGAUCUGAGGUCAGACGUGAAAGGGAAUCUGCAGGAUUUUGAGAACUUUUUAGUUUUCAUUUUUUGUCAUUUAGCAGAUUCUCUUCCUUAUGCUUAGUGUCUUACAGACAGUGUAAACAGAUAUUCUGAGCACCUAACAGUUUGGAGGUCAGGGGUUGGAGCCAACCCUGACGCAGAGAGAGACUGGAAAUUGAAAAAAAGACAGAGGUAGAAGACACAACUAGGUGACCGUCCUGCGUCCUGUCCCACUGGAUAAGAAAAAACACUAAAUAUCUAAACUGCAAAAAGUGACACCCCCAUGUAAGACUUGUAAGUGCUGAUGCUGCCUCUUCUUGUUUCUCAACCAUCGGUUCCUGCUGAAUGUUAACGUCUGUUAGCAAAGCUGAUGCUCAAAAUCACAUCCAGUUGCCUUUUACAGCAUUUGGUCUCCUAUUCUCACUAUUGCAACGUCUGAGAACCCUUUAAUUCACCUAACGCACACUGCCGCUUUGUGCCACUGGAAAUCAGUGGAGCAGAAAUGAACUUGUUUUUGGUCAGUGAUGCUCUUUUUUAAAAAAAUUUUUUUAGAAGCAGCUUUUGAUUAUCAUCACUGUCUUGCAAAAACCUGUUUUUUUGCCAUGCCUUGUUUCCAUGUCAUUAACAGCUGACAUUUCAUUUCAAUUCAUUAAGGAACAUGUUUCAUGACCUUCUGACCAAACAAACCUAUUGGAAAAUGCACUGUGAAAUGUUCAAAUUCAGUGCAGUCAGGUGUGUGCGUGUGUGAGUGUGUGAGUGUGUGUGUGUGUGUGUGUGUGUGUGUGUGUGUGUGUGUGUGUGUGUGUGUGUGUGUGUGUGUGUGUGUGUUUAUCCUCCUCCUCUCCAGUUGUGUUGAUAUAUUGUGCAGUUCACACUGAUGACAUGGGCCUUCACUGUACAGGCACUUUAGAUGUAAGUGAGAGCUGAAUGGAGCUAAAUGCUGCGAUGCACUGAAGUCGUGUGUUGUUCAUUGACACAGGAGAUACAAGCUGAAUGUGUGUGUGUGUGUGUUUAUAUUCAUACAGCUUUGGAGGGAUGCACUGCAUUGCAUUGUAUUCUAAUGUAUUGUUUAUAUAUUACACGUUCACGGUGUGUUUUCUUCGUAUUGAAAGCACACAUUGUAUAAUUACAGCAAUAGAAACAAAUGAA